GUAUUGGAGGCACCUGUUUCUCGCUCGUAAAAUCUGAAAGCACCGCUAGUUGUCGCUCAACUCUGGGCUUUCAUCAAUGGAGAAUGUAUGCACAAUCAUGAAGAACGCCUUCAUCCAAUUGCCCUCUGCUCCUCUUAACACUGCCGGUAGGGUUCCAUAUCUACCGUCGGAGCUGCGGUUCAGGAAGAACUCCCCAGGGAAAUCCGAACUGAAAGCCACCUCUUUUGAUUACUCCAUUGGUGAUGAUUCCAAACGCGAGGCUGUUAGCGUUGAACCUGUUUAUGAGCCUACGCGUCCCAAUCGUCCUCUUCGAACUCCUCACAGCGGGUAUCAUUUUGAUGGAACCGCUAGGAAAUUCUUCGAGGGCUGGUACUUUAAGGUUUCCAUUCCAGAGUGUAGGCAGAGCUUCUGCUUCAUGUACUCUGUGGAGAAUCCUGCAUUCCCCAAGAAAUUGAGUAGACUGGAGGAAUUACAGUACGGUCCUCGAUAUACUGGAGUUGGAGCGCAAAUUCUUGGAGCUGAUGACAAAUAUAUUUGCCAGUACAUCGAUGAAUCUAGAAACUUUUGGGGAGAUAGACAUGAGCUGAUGCUUGGCAGUACUUUUGUGGCGCAAAAGAAUAUGCAGCCUCCGAAGAAAGAGGUCCAUCCUCAGGAAUUCAACAGAAGAGUUUCAGAGGGUUUCCAAGUUACCCCACUUUGGCACCAAGGUUUUAUCGUUGAUGAUGGGAGGACUAAUUAUGCUGAGAUUGUAAAGACUGCACGGUGGGCAUACAGCACUCGUCCUGUUUAUGGAUGGGGAAAUGUCGGGACCAAGCAAAAGUCGACAGCAGGAUGGCUUGCUGCAUUUCCUGUCUUUGAACCUCAUUGGCAAAUAUGUAUGGCUGCUGGACUUUCCACAGGUUGGAUUGAAUGGGAUGGUAAACGAUACGAGUUCAAAAAUGCUCCAUCAUAUUCUGAGAAGAACUGGGGCAAUGGCUUCCCGAGAAAGUGGUUCUGGGUGCAAUGCAAUGUCUUUGAAGGAGCUGAUGGAGAAGUUGCUUUGACUGCCGCUGGUGGGUUGAGACAGCUUCCUGGGUUGAGUGAGAUCUUCGAAAAUGCUGCACUGAUUGGAGUUCACUAUGGUGGAGUUUUUUACGAGUUUGUGCCAUGGAAUGGUGUGGUUACGUGGGAGAUUGCUCCAUGGGGUCAUUGGUGCAUCUCUGCAGAGAAUGACACAUACAAGGUGGAAUUGGAAGCAACAACACGAGACCCCGGCACGACGUUGCGUGCUCCCACAUCAGAGGCUGGCUUCACUCAAGCUUGCAAGGACACUUGCUUCUCGGAACUGAGGCUGCAAUUGUGGGAAAAGAAUUAUAAUGGAACUGCUGGAAAGGUGGUUUUGGAUGUUACAAGUAACAUGGCAGCCGUUGAAGUCGGAGGAGGUCCGUGGUUCAGCCCAUGGAAAGGCAAGACACAAACACCUGAGGUUGCACGUCAAAUUGUCGGACUCCCUGUCGAUCCCGAAGGAGUCUUUGGUUUGACUCCUUUCUUGAAACCCCCUGGCCUAUAAGAUAAAUGCUUUUAGAAUUUUCAAGCACACCCAAGAAUAAAGAGAUAAAGAAUAGAUGCGGAUAAAUAUCGAGAAGUAGAAGAAAUAUUUCAAUCAUUUCUGAUGUAUCCCUCUGCUCAAAAUUGGUUUUACAAAUGCCAGUUUUAUCACAUGGCUAAGCUAAAGGCCUUCUUUCUCCAUUCUUUUUGUUUCUUCUUUUAAGGGGCCAUAAUGCCUGCUACAUAUUAUGAAGUACAUCAUGUUAGCCACACUUAGUCCUCCAAGAAUCAAGUAAUAGUAAUCAUAGUGACCCUUGUUGAUAUUGGUUGAUAUCCAGCUUU
Messenger RNA from Andrographis paniculata, 1869 nucleotides. Its product is annotated as tocopherol cyclase, chloroplastic. The coding region runs from base 77 to 1549 and encodes 490 amino acids. The record is from RefSeq and is a predicted model, not a curated record. Gene Ontology annotation, molecular function: tocopherol cyclase activity. Lineage: Eukaryota; Viridiplantae; Streptophyta; Magnoliopsida; Lamiales; Acanthaceae. The transcript has 10 exons.